GUUACGAGUUCUGCUAAAUUACCCCAUCGAAAAAUUUGCAACAAUGGCGGUCGCUCCGAGCCCUAACUCCAAAGCUAGCGUAUCUGCUCCGACAAAGGAGAAGAAGCGGAAGAUGCUCGGAAGCAGUGUCGAAGAGGAGAAUGGAACCAAGGUCGAUAAUUCCAGCUCGCAACCGAAGAAAAGGAACAGUAAUCCAGGGGUUCGUGUCAUCGGUGGACGAGUUUAUGACUCUGAGAAUGGAACCACUUGCCAUCAAUGUCGACAGAAGACAUAUGCUGUAUUUGCAAGCUGCAAGAACAAGUCAAAAACCAAGCCAUGUCCCCUCAAGUAUUGCAACACUUGCCUCUUGAACAGGUAUGGAGAAAAAGUUGAAGAUGUGGCUUUGAUGGAUGAAUGGAGCUGUCCAAAGUGUAGAGAUGCUUGCAAUUGCAGCAUCUGUAGGAAAAAACGUGGUCAUGAGCCCACUGGUAUGCUUGCAGUAAUGGCAAAAGCAGGUGGUUUUUCCUCUGUUUCCAACAUGCUUGAUGUGAAGGGUGCUGAGAAUGUUAGUAAUUACAAGAGAGUGAAAGAAACAUGUACUUCACCAAGAAAGAAAGAGACUUUAGGAGAGGGUGUCAUGGUUACUUCACCAAAGACAAAAGGGAAAGAAAAUCUUUUUGAUGGAAAGAUAGAUGCAAAUGCUGAUCCUGCACUCCCAAUCACAUCUGCUGUUAAGGAGAAACCAAAGAAGUCAAACCAAAAGAAACCAAAGCCAGAAGGGUCAAAGGAAGUAGUUUUAGAAAAUGGGAAUAGUGAUGCAAUUAAGCCAAAGAAAAAGAAACAAAAUAAGUUAAGUCCAGAAGGGUCAAUUGAGAUAGUUUUGGAAAUAGGGAAUAGUGAUGCAAUUAAGCCAAAGAAAAUGAACCAAAAAAGGUUGAAGCCUGAAGAAUCAAAGGAGAUGAUUGUGGAAAAUGGAAAUAGUGAUGCUAUUAAACCAAAGAAAAUAACCCAAAAGAAGAUGAAGUUGGAAAAGUCAAAGGAGACAAUUGUAGAAAAUGAGAAUACUGAUGCAGUUAAGUCAAAGGAAAUGACUGUAGAAAAUGGGAAUAAAGAUGCAAUGAAGCCAAAGAAAAUCAAACAAAAGAAACUGAAGGUAGAAGGGUCAAAUGAGAUGAUUGUAGAAAAUGGGAAUAUUGAUGCAAUUAAGCCAAAGAAAAUAACACAAAAGAAGUUAAAGCUAGAAAAGUCAAAUGGAGAAAAUGCAAUUUUGAAGGUUGAUGGUGUUCAAAAAAAGCAAAAGGGUAUCAAAAAAAGCACUGAAGAGAAGAAAAUUGUUAAUGAAAAUGGGGAAGUCUUAGAUGUUACAUGUGAUCAAAACACAGACCAAAGCAAAGUUGACAAAAAUACCCUCAACUUAACUAAACCCUUUGUUGACCCCAUCAUUCCUUUGCCAACAGGAAGUGAAUUGGUCAAUGUAGCUGGAGUUGACCUCCCAAAAGAAGAUGUUGGUAAUGCAUUGCAGUUUCUGGAAUUCUGUUCUACUUUUGGAAAGGUUUUAGAUGUGAAAAAAGGGCAAGCUGAAGCAGUUUUAAGAGAUUUAAUAAAAGUUAGAAGUACAAGGCGUGGGAAAUGUUCAGUAGCAAUCCAGUUUCACAUUCAAUUGCUGUCUGUUAUACAAUCGGAAUCGGAAUCGGAAUCAGAAUCUCCAGUAUCAAAACUAACUCAUGCAAAUGAUUCAUGGUUAAAAGGUUUAAAAAGUUGCAUCCCUAAAUCAUAUCUAUCAGAGAAAAAAAUCGAUUCUUUAGAUAAAAAAUCUGGAGGAUAUGAUACUUUAGACUCAUCAACAAAGCUUAGAGUUUUAACAUUUCUAUGUGAUGAAGUUCUUGGAACUGAAAAAAUAAGAAACUGGAUGGAUGAACAAAAUGGGAAGUUUGUUGAAAAGAGAAAGGAAGCAAGGAGUAAACUUUCUGAUGCAAGAGAAAAGGAGAAAAGUUUGAAGCAAAAAAUGCAAGAUGAUAUUGCAAAAGCUAUUAUUAAAAGAGAAGGUGCUCCUCUUACUUUAAUGGAACAUGAUGAAAUUGUUUCCAAGAUUAAAAAAGAAGCAGCUGAAGCACAUGCAGAGAUGCUUGCAUGUAAACAAUUGGUCCCCAUAGAUAAUGAGAGACCUGAUGCUGUGAGAAUAGAGCCAACAUUCAGGGGCAAUGAUGGUCAUUUUUUCUGGAGAUUAAAAGGGUGUUCUGACAAAUCUGGUAUUCUUCUUCAAGAUAUUGGAGAUGGGGAUCUUUCGGUUGAAACAGUUGAUAAAUGGAUUAAAUAUGAUGAUGAACAGAUGGAUUUGGUUGAGAAACAUAUAAAUUCAUUGAGGUUGAGAAUUGUAAAAGGGUAUAAAAACUAUGCGAUGAAGUUGGUGUAAAAUGUUAAUGUUUUAUUUACAUCUUUUAUUAGGUUUUAGUUUUCUUAAAUAUGUUGUAAUCCUUGAAUGAGACCUUUUGUGGUUGUGUUUUCUACAUGUAUAGGUCGAGUAGUUGCAAAUGUUUUGUAACCUGACUAUAUUUUGGUUCUUCAAACUACAUGAGUUUAAUCUUCUCGUGAUCAUUAAAUUUGUUUAAUCAGGUAGUUUUUUUUAAAUAUUAUACUUUGUAAGAGG
This is a messenger RNA of Lactuca virosa, 2626 nucleotides long. The record is from the annotation of a GenBank genome assembly. Lineage: Eukaryota; Viridiplantae; Streptophyta; Magnoliopsida; Asterales; Asteraceae.